CGAGAUGACCACUGAACCAAACAUUCUUAAUCGAAUAUUCGAAUUGAAAGUAGAAUUAUUCGAUUUGUCUGUCCACUGAGCAGCAUUUCGAUUGCCAUCCAGCCAGUCGAUCACAAACCAACAACACAGCUGCGCAACACCCACCUCUGACUCAAGCCAAUUAUUUAUACCGUACGAUACCGGUAGAGGGGAGCCUUCUUCAUUGCAUCUACACCAAAAAGUCAACAGGAGCAAAUAAUCAGAGCUGUAAGCAAUAAACUCCUGUUUUUGAAUCAUCGAUCCCAUCUUCAAAAGGAAGGCCAUCACAGGAUACCGUUCCAGCAUCAUUCAUCUACCGAGAAAAUGACGAGUGCUUUGACCAAAAUGGCCAAUGUGGCACAGAAGACAGCAGUGGUUGGAUUGCUCGGGAUGUUUGGAUACCAUACGUACCAAAUUUCAAGAAAUGUGGUGGCGGGGCUUACUAAGCAUGACACCAUGGACUCAACCUAUUUUGAGGAUGUCCAAAAGAAGGUCGAUGAAGAAUACCAGACCAAGUAUGGAAGAACAGACAAGAGAGAUUGGUAUGAUAAAGAGGAUCAAUCAUAUCUAAAAGAUGUUCCACGUGGUGUCAAACCCAAGGCGGGAAAGGAGUAAUAACAACAACAAGCAAGCAAACCAACAACUGAGAAAUCUUGAUUUUUGAAUCAAUCUGAUUUACUGCUUUUUUCGUUUGAGGAGGAAGCCCUUUGGCUCAGCCAAGAGCCCUUUGAUUUCUGGCAUGGCAUGGGGUUUUAUCAAUCUAAGAUAACACUGCAGUUCGAAUACCGAUUCAGAUUGAUUCAUCAUUCGCUAAAAGAUGGUUUUAGUUAAAUCAGUUUUCAGUUAGGAUCAAUAGUUUUGCAUUUGGCUAG
Seminavis robusta is the source of this 890-nucleotide messenger RNA. NCBI's taxonomy places the organism in Eukaryota, Bacillariophyta, Bacillariophyceae, Naviculales, Naviculaceae. The record is from the annotation of a GenBank genome assembly.